CAGCCAAACCCCGAAUUGCUCGACUUAUAGUCCGCAUUAUCUCACCUAUGAAGGUAGAGAGAAAGGGAAAGCGAACUACAGUUAAAGAGGAGGGGAAUGGACUGCACGUUAAGCACACUUCACGGAUGCAAAAGGAGGGGUUAGAAACCACCUACGUCUUUGCAGGCAUUCAUUCGAGGGUUGCACAUUCACAUUGUGGUGUCCAAUUGCCAUACAUUAGUUGAAUUGUUGCUCGUGCCGAAACUAAAUCGCAAAUCUAUUUCCUCGCUAAUACCGUUAUACAUGCUGUGAUAAGUGCAAACGUGUUUUGAUAAUAUUAUACAUAGUGAAACAAAGUGGAGAAUUGAUUUACGUGUACUUAUAGUUUUUCUGUGAAACAUCGUCUUUUCAAAAAUAAUUAUUAGAUUAUUCAUCAAAAAAGAAAUCUCGUUGCCCAUGGGUUUCAAAUUGCAAACAAUGAAUAAAUGAUGUUUCCCCCAACAUCAGCAAUGCUGAAAAAUCUAACUCCAAACGAUAUGACUUCGCCAUCCUUUAUGGUGGAUAACCUUCUCAGGUCAAAAGGUUCAAGCGCUGACUUGACUCGAAUUACUCUAGGUUGGGCUUUGAUGUCCAGAAGAGAAAAAGAAUCGGGAGUGAUUAUUCGGACUAUGGACUCUUCUGUGGACAUUGAGAGAAAUAGAAUUGUAGCUGAAAAACAUUAUCGAGGAGGAACUAGAAUAAAUGAAUAUGAACAAAUAAUAUCGUUUCAAGACAAAGAAUCACAGGAAAAACAGAUAGACUUGGAGAAUGAUCAAACGGAAAGUCAAGUUGAUCGUUUAAGUGCGAUAGAGAAACUUUCUGAAAGAGUUUCAAAACAAUCAAUUGACGAGGAUCAAAUACCAAUGGAACUAAUUAGUAGUAUGCAUAAUGAUGUUCUGCGAAAUAAUCGAGAAAGACUAACAUUGCCAAUACAUGGACAAUUUGAACGGAGUAUGAAUAGGUCGGAUGAAAUAGGUUUGCACAUGGAUCAAGAGACUGACAGACUAAGUAGGAUAGAAAAGGAAACUUGCACUUGUGGGGAUGAACAUUGUACAAAUUCGAGAUGCAGAAGGGUGCAGGACAAGGAGAAACCUCACCUCAAGUUCAGCGUUAAUGCGAUACUUGGGACCAGUCACGAGAAGCGACAAAAUCCAGAAAACUUUCCGAUUAUUCCUGCUGUGGCGAUACCUAUGAUUUUUCAAAAUUAUCAAAAUUCGACGGGCUGCAGUAUUGCAAAACCGAUAGCCAGGCAUGUUGCAACUUAUCAUCCCUACCAUCCAUCGCAUUCGCGUCAACCACCACCUCAACAUCAUUCGAUUGAACAUUUUUUGUGUCGAGGAUCUUUUCUUUCUGGUCCCAACCCUGGUCCUGGAAAUCAAAUUGUUAAUCCUGGUGGUGGUGGGACAGUCUUUCCAGGAGGAAUGCAGGGUGCAUUAAGCGAUGUUGCUAGCAUGGCCAUAGGGUUUCCUUGGUCUAAUUGUGCUCGAGGAAAACCGCGAAGAGGUAUGAUGAGGAGAGCAGUAUUUUCUGAUUUACAAAGACGAGGACUUGAAAAAAAGUUUCUGCAACAGAAGUACAUAAGUAAACCUGAUCGUAAAAAACUUGCUGAAAAACUUGGUCUUAAAGAUUCGCAGGUGAAAAUAUGGUUUCAAAAUCGUCGAAUGAAAUGGAGGAACAGUAAAGAGCGAGAGUUAUUAGCAAAUGGUGGAUCACGAGAACAAACCUUGCCAAGCAAGAAUAAUCCUAAUCCAAAUUUAAGCGAUGCAGAUGGAGAUAGACAAAAAAUGGACAUAAUUGAUUAUACUAGUCCAAGGGCAAGUCCACAACUAACAGAAGAUCAGACUGAUACAGAAGAAAAUGAAGAUAUUGACGUUACUUGAUAAACUGUGCACCUUUGUAACAAAAAUAUUUCUUAAAAACUGCCGUUUAAAACUUGAUUAUAAUUUUUCACUUGAAGGUCAUACUAGCUUUUAAUGCUUUAAAUAUAUUAUUUUGUUUUUUAAUUUUCUAAGUAUUGUUUUCUUUAGAAUUAUUAAAAUGAAAAUUAAAGAUU
Leptopilina boulardi is the source of this 2071-nucleotide messenger RNA. RefSeq lists its product as uncharacterized. Bases 465 to 1898 code for a protein of 477 amino acids. NCBI's taxonomy places the organism in Eukaryota, Metazoa, Arthropoda, Insecta, Hymenoptera, Figitidae. Gene Ontology annotation, biological process: regulation of transcription by RNA polymerase II. Gene Ontology annotation, molecular function: DNA binding; DNA-binding transcription factor activity, RNA polymerase II-specific. The transcript has 4 exons. The record is from RefSeq and is a predicted model, not a curated record.